Molecule: messenger RNA, 1392 nt
Organism: Trametes versicolor FP-101664 SS1
Lineage: Eukaryota; Fungi; Basidiomycota; Agaricomycetes; Polyporales; Polyporaceae
Exons: 1
Coding region: 1-1392 (463 amino acids)
Source: RefSeq, a predicted model, not a curated record
AUGGAGGCGAAGAAGCUGCGAAAGGUCCUCAAUAUUGCCCUGGAGCGGUUGGACAAUGAGACGCGACGUGCCCAGGAAGCCGAACGCCGCGCCCUGGACCUCGCGCAACGCUUCAAGCUCGUGAACGACGCUCGCCUCACGACUCAGUCGGAGUUGGAUCGAUCCCACGCCGAGCUUCGGAUGUACAAGGUCCAGCUAGACAACGCGCAGCGCGAAAUACUUCGCGGUUCAGAUCUUCUGAAGGAUAUUGAGGCGCAGCGAGACAGCGCUGAAGCUUCUGCCGCAAGGGCGCGCUCCACCGCUCGCAGGCUCAAGGAGGAGCAGCUCAUGCUUAAGGCGCGCGAGGAGGGUCGGAAAGAGGGCUAUAGAGAAGGCUUACAGCGAGGAUAUCAACAAGCACGAGGCGCCGUGGACGCUCAGCAAAUCGACGCUCCUCCCGCUGGUCUCCAACCGUUCGGCAACGUAGGCGAUGAGCCCACUCGUAUGGACCCUUUGGACGCUCUCCCGAUGAUGAAUUUCGCCUCGCCCGCCGCACCGGGUAACAUGCCCUUAUCCUCUGCCUUCGGCACACAAUACCAAGAUGGAUCGGCGCUGCCGGUAGACAACGAUGCCUAUGGUGCCGGUGCGCAGGGCUCGCGUUUCCAUGAAAUUAUCGGUAGCCCUAGUGCCUCGACUCUUCGCUCGGCGCCUCUCAGCUCGGCGACCCGUCCAGGAGGUUCUUCGGGAUGGCCACAAACGACCGAAGAUGUGCGGUAUAUUCGUCCCACCCCGGUUCACAAUGCUCCCCCCUCGCCCCAUCACGUCGACUACACGAUACCUCCGGAUGGCUAUAUUCCCGCUAUGGGUCCGGACAACACUAUCCCCAUCCCACCACCGCACGAGUUGGAACGGCCUGCAUCGAUGUCGAGCAUGCGUCCUAGCGAAGCCUUCACAGCGGAUGAACAUCCCUCUCGUGCGCCGCCUGGGCCGAACGCUCGUGACUACGGGUUCCCUCAGCAGCCGCGGGCUUCUCCGCGUUCAUAUGCAGAGUCCCUCCCGUCGACUACAAUUUCCCAAUUCGACCUCGUGAACCCGGCUACUCGUGCUUUGCGCGACCGUAACUCUGGUCUCAGCGCUAUACCCGAAGUCUCCAGUUCGAUGGAGUUCAGCCCCAGCGCGGACGGGCGAGUGCGGAGUGGCAUCUACCCCGACUCAAACCACUAUGGCCCCAACGGGUCCACGAGUGAUCUUGGGAACGGUCCUCGCGUUUCCCGCUCGCGAAGCAGAGAUAUGAGUCAGAGGAUGGCGGACGAGCUGAGGUAUUCCGAUCCAGAAGAAAUGGAACAGUGGCGACGAUCCACCGCCAGUCAGGUACUGAACUUCUUUGACGUGCAGUGCUCGGUCAUGUGCUGA